This is a messenger RNA of Gossypium arboreum, 576 nucleotides long. Its product is annotated as actin-related protein 2/3 complex subunit 5A-like. Gene Ontology annotation, molecular function: actin filament binding. Lineage: Eukaryota; Viridiplantae; Streptophyta; Magnoliopsida; Malvales; Malvaceae. Gene Ontology annotation, biological process: regulation of actin filament polymerization; Arp2/3 complex-mediated actin nucleation. The record is from RefSeq and is a predicted model, not a curated record. Bases 1 to 402 code for a protein of 133 amino acids. Gene Ontology annotation, cellular component: Arp2/3 protein complex; actin cytoskeleton; cytoplasm. The transcript has 4 exons.
AUGGCAGAAGCGGAGAAAUCUAUGGGAUCUGAUAACGUCGAGGAUAUACUAACAAAAAUAGAAAACAAAUCUCUGAAGAUCGAGAGCUUAAUUAAACAGUAUAAACCCAUUGAAGCUAUUAAAACUGCGCUUGAGGGUUAUCCUCCUCAAGAUGAACGAUGCAAGUUUGCGAAUUGGAUAGUUGUGCGUAAAGCAUUAAUGGCUAUAAAAGAUGUUGAAGGAAUACUCCGUUCUUUAAAUCCCCAGUACUAUGAUAUUCUUAUGAAGUAUGUAUAUAGAGGAUUGUCGACUGGAGAUCGUACCACAUGUGAUCAAUGCCUUAAGAUCCAUGAAAAGCUGACAGAGAAAGCAGGUUUUGGAUGCAUACUUCGUUCCCUUGCAGACACUGUGAACACAGUUUGACUCUAAUCACCCAUUCUUCCCUUUGAAAAGAUAAUUAUUACAGAAAUGUUCAACAUUUUCUAUUUAUUGUUCCACAUGUAUGUGAACCACAAAUUUUGUCCAUCAUUGAAUGAUUAGAGGCAGAGAAUAUGAUUUAUCAUAAGUUAAUAAUUAAAUUAUUUGACUUUUCAGCUG